Messenger RNA from Acaulospora colombiana, 541 nucleotides. The record is from the annotation of a GenBank genome assembly. Lineage: Eukaryota; Fungi; Glomeromycota; Glomeromycetes; Diversisporales; Acaulosporaceae.
UCGUGAUGGAUUCACUCCAAAGGCGUUUUACAAGAUAUGUAAUCAACAAGCCAACACUGUGGUUGUAUUAAAGGUCAAUGGUACAGGGGAAAUCCUCGGUGGAUAUAAUCCCAAUCCUUGGGAUAAGCAACAAUACAGAGGAUGGAAUAGAACUGAAGAGAGUUUUGUCUUUUCAUUUGGGGCAACUGGUUCUAUUUUGAGUCGUGUGACACACCCAGAGCAAGCGAUAUUCGAAUCUUACUUUGACGGUAAUGGUCCAAAUUUUGGAGGUGGCGUUCUCAGGAUGAAGGAUAAUUUCAAAGAGGAUAAGUCUUGUGUUUGUAUGCAUCACAAAGGAUAUGAGAGGCCCAUCAGAACUUCGAAGGCUCAAUUUUCGGUAGACGAGUAUGAAUCAAUUACUAUCAAACGACAAGAGGGAUUUGAGAAAGUAGAACGAAAGGGAAUAAUUAUUGACAAAGAAGUACUACGCGAAGUUUACCUCAAAUUUUGCGAAGGUGAGCCUAGGAUCUCUGCUAAAUAUCGCUUAGUCGAUGGGAAUUGA